This is a messenger RNA of Paramuricea clavata, 687 nucleotides long. Lineage: Eukaryota; Metazoa; Cnidaria; Anthozoa; Malacalcyonacea; Plexauridae. The record is from the annotation of a GenBank genome assembly.
AUGAAGGGAGAGUGUAUCAACAUGCAGAAAGUCUUAGACUCCGUUCAGAACUGGUCGAACGCUAAUAGAGUGAAGUUGAACGCAAAGAAAACGAAAGAUAUGUGGAUUUGCUUUUGGAAAUCUAUCCCACAGCCUCCCAAACUUUAUACUGGGGAUGUUAUGAUCGAAAGAGUUAAUUCAUUCAAGUUACUUGGUGUUAGCUGUCAAAGUAACAUGAAAUGGAAUUCUCACAUCAAAGAAUUUACUCGUAAGGGAAACAGGAGACUGUGUCAUCUAAGGCAGUGCAGGAAGGCUCACCUUCCUACUGAAGUAGGAUUGGCAACUUACUGCAUCAAAAUUCGUCCACUGCUUGAAUAUGCCGCACCAGUUUGGGGUGGCCUACCUCACUAUUUAGUGAACGACCUUGAGCGUAUUCAAAGGAGAAGCUUACGUAUUAUUGGUUUACCGGUCGAUACACUUCCCCCGCUUAGUGAGAGAAGAGAUAAGCUAACUCUUCGAGAAAUGGAGGCAAUUACUCAGGACGUAAACCAUCCCUGUCACCACCUUGUCCCUAUCGCACAGAAGCAUGACUAUUCCACUAGAACUAAAGAAAGAGGUUCUAAUGUAGGUCGCAUUAUUUCCAGAACCGAAAGACAUAAAUCAUCGUUUAUGCCUCGUGCAGUUAAACUUUUUAAUAAUAAACUUUAA